This is a messenger RNA of Gadus macrocephalus (Pacific cod), 1769 nucleotides long. RefSeq names its product F-box protein 32 (gene fbxo32). Gene Ontology annotation, biological process: protein ubiquitination. The record is from RefSeq and is a predicted model, not a curated record. The transcript is spliced from 5 exons. NCBI's taxonomy places the organism in Eukaryota, Metazoa, Chordata, Actinopteri, Gadiformes, Gadidae. The coding region runs from base 128 to 760 and encodes 210 amino acids. Gene Ontology annotation, molecular function: protein binding. Gene Ontology annotation, cellular component: cytoplasm; nucleus; SCF ubiquitin ligase complex.
CAACUGUUCCACCUGUACACCAGUUUGACCGUCUCUCUCUCUCUCUGUCUGUGUCCCUCUCUAGCUCCUGGAGCUCAUUGCUAAGUCCAAGCUCCCCUCGCUCAGUGGCGUGGCCCAGAAAAACUACAUGAACAUCCUGGAGAGAGUGGUCCAGAAAGUGCUGUUGGACCAGCAGAACGUGCGGCCCAUCAAGGAGCUGCUGCAGACCCUGUACCGGUCGCUGUGCGGCCUGGUGCAGGACAUGGGCAAGUCGGUGCUGGUGGGGAACAUCAGCACCUGGGUGCACCGCAUGGACAGCAUCACGCAGUGGCACCAGCAGCUGGACAACAUCCAGAUCAACAGGCCGACGACUGAAGGCCUGAACCUCAGCGACCUGCCCACCAGCGUCCAGCUCAACAUCAUGCAGCGCCUGUCCGAUGGCCGGGACCUGGUCAGCCUGGGCCAGGUGACCCCCGACCUGGGGGUCCUAUCGGAGGACCGGCUGCUCUGGAAGGGGCUCUGCCAGCACCACUUCACCGACAGACAGAUCCGCAAGCGCCUGAUCGUGACGGAGAAGGGCCAGUUGGAGUGGCAGAAGAUGUACUUCAAGCUGAUCCGCUGCUACCCUCGUCUGGAGGAGUACUGCGAGACACUCCACUUCUGCACACACUGCCACAUCCUCUUCUGGAAGGACACGAAGCACCCAUGCACCGCAAACAACCCAGAGGGCUGCACCUCUUCCCUCUCGCCCCAGGACUUCAUCGACCUCUUCAACUUCUGAGGUCCCCUACAGGCUACCCUGUACAUAAUGUACAUAGAAAGUCUUUUAUUUACCUUUUUUCUUUUUUAACAGUGCAAUAUAACCUUCCAGGUGUGUAGACGUUGGGUAGGCUGGAUCAGGCGGCAGGGUGCAUGCUUGUGUUUCCUGUCGUAAAGGACUUUGAGGGGAGAUUACCGUUGGAACGCAAGACUAUUGAUUGAGAAGCACAGUUUAACUCGAGAUUUGAGCACUUUCCGCUUUUCUGAGAUGAAGUGUGUUGAAAAGUCAAUUGGUGGCAUUGGCCCUGUUUGAGAGGUUCCUCUCAAAAAAAUCUGCAAUGUGUUGUACACGAUACGGAGGAAGCAUAUUCUGCUAUUUAUACAAGUGGUGAAUGUUACAGAAAGGGAACUGGGAAUUUGUAAUUGGAUUGAAUGCUGUGACACUUUGGUACGUCGACAAUCGUUGUGAUUUCCUACUUUCUUUCUUUUUCACUUUUAUACACAAAUACUAUGGAUAAUGACGUUUGUUUUGUGUUCGUUAUGUGUUAUUUCGCGGCUAGCGUGUGAUGCUUCUCAAAGAGAAUUUUAACCGAUGUUUAUACCAGAUGUAAGCACAGACAUGGAGUGUCUUUGGCUCUGAUGCGUACUCUUAGUUCCAUGUUUUGAGGAUCUGAUUCCCUUUUGAGUUCACUGACUUUGAACAAGUCUUUUCAAUCUAAAAUCAGUUGAACCUUGUUUUUUAUUUAGAUAAUUUGUUUAUAAAUACACUUAAUUGACUUUGGAAAAUCUUCUACCAUUGAACCCUUUUGUUUAACCCAAAUUAUGUGGUGUAAUUUUGGCUUCUAGAAAGUGAUUUGCAUACUUAUUUGAGUACAAAGUUCACAAAUACUUAUUGCAAAAUUUAGUGCAAUUUUUGUUAGCCAGGUUGGCUACUUUGAUCCGACACUGUUAAAGCCGUGAAGAGAUCUGCUGUGCAAUGCAUUUGAUGUUUCAUUGUCUGUUGAAGUCAAUAAAUGAUAAAAUAUACAAUA